CGCACGUUGUUGUCGCGCAUUUUCGUACAGUUUAGGUAAACAGAAACAUAUCAAACCGCGUGUUAACGUUGAGUAGAUGUAUGAUUCACCCGUGCAAUUUUAGAUGGCUCCGGCCUUAGAAGCAACAUCUGCACCUCGUAGAGAAUCAUCUCGUUUGCAGGACGUUAAUUCAAGAAGGGUGCUUGACAUUGCUACAAGGAAGAGAAGAUUGAAUCGUCAGCUAGAAGCACUUGAAAAAGAUAACUUUCAGGAAGAUCCAUUAGAGAACUUGCAAGAGAUCAAAAAGAAGAGGCCAAAGUUUGGUAUCCCAUCGGAUCAGGACGAAAUAGAAGGAGAGGGCACACCUCAGCCAUCAAAGAAAAAGAAAAGGUUAAGAGGAGAUCAUUUUAAACAGAGGUUCAGAAAAACAUUUGCUGCUGUUAUUGAAGAAGAAAGACAAGCUACAGAGAAAAGUGACAAGCCAAACUAUUUUACUAUAGGCGUUCCACCAUCUAAGUUUCCACCUCGUAGUUUCUGUGCUGUUUGUGGCUUUUUUUCUAGUUAUACCUGUAUUUCCUGUGGUUCGAGAUACUGUAGUGUAAAGUGCUUAGGCACACACCAGGAUACAAGGUGCUUGAAGUGGACUGUAUAAUCAUGGAGAAAAGAAUAAAGAAACUAGAGGAAGAAGUAUCAAAGCUGAAAUCGGAGAACUCAUCACUACAACAAACAUACAAACAGCUGGUUGAAGAGAGUAAAGUGGAAAGUUAUGACGCCAGGAGAAGUCUAAUGCUGAAGUCACAGAUUAUCCAACUGGAAAGGCAGUGUAUGCUGUUAAGUGAUGCUUUGUCAUCGCGCACAGAUGUACUGGUGGAAACAGAAAAUGCACUGAUUGCUCUCAUCAGCAACUUUCAGGAGCUUUUGGCAAACGAAGAGACAGGACCUACUGUAAAAAUUUCUCGAAAGCAACUGAUCUCUGAUAUUCAUCACAUGCAAAGAUUGAAGGGUAGCAUGUUCAAGCAGCAAGUAUUAUGUUCCUCUGAUCAACUGAAGAUACCUCAACUAACUGGAUGCAAAUUUUCCAACCAACCUGACUUGACCUGUAUUGAUGUUUGUAAAGCUGAGUCAAAACACCUUAAUCUGGUUCAUGUGUCAAAACUAGAGGAUGAUCUUGCAAAGUUGUAUAAACAACUGCAUGAAUUUGAAACUGUGCUAGAGUUAAUGCUUCCCUCUUCUAAAACUAAAUCAUCCGAAAGUAAAAGAUCACCAAGCGCACAUAUGUUUUCUAAGUCUUUUGAAAAAUUGAAAACAAGGAGUGAGGAAUGCAAACUUUCAAUUGAGAAUUCUUGUCAGGACUUGUUGUCUGUUUCCCUCCUUUACCCAUCUGCUCCAUGGUCAGUUAUACAGCGGCCUGAAAAGUUUGGGGUAUUUGAACCCAGUGCUGUACUUAACGGUAUGGCUCCAGCAAUCCGUCGCCGUGCUGAUGUCAAAUCUACUGUCACGGCAAUGUGUAAAGCCCAUAGUUAUUUAGUGCAUAUGCACAAGCUCGAAAUGGCUGCAGUUAAAACUGCUGUUAUCACUACCAAGGAAAUGAACUCGAUUUACUCAGAUUAUGCUGAAUCCUUAUUUGAAAAUAUCCUGGAAGCUUAUACACGUUGUGAGAAGAAACUUACAAGCACUGUUUGUGAACCUAUGGAGUCAAUUUUAACAGCAUGGGUCAAAUUAAAGAAUUCCCAGUCUGACAACGCUUUAAGGCUGUUUUUGUCCACAGUGAAAGAGCAUGAAAAUGCGUUGCGAGAUUUCAGUCAAAUAGAUUCAGAAGAUCAGUCACUCCGUGUUUCACUUGAUAAAUUGAAAACUGUAUUCUUGCUGGAGCUACAAGCAGUGCAACAGAGGGGCGCAGAUGAUGCAGAGAAAGCAAGGAAUGAUAUUACAACCCAUAGAGAGGAAAAUGAGAAUGUUGUGUUGAAAAUAUUAAAAGAAAUGAAAAUUGCACAGAAAUAAUCUAAAAACAACAUUAUAUAGGCUAUAAAAAUUGUUGUUUUUUAUUUUUUCUUUUGUUGAUUAUUUUGCUAAAAUUUGUUGUGUAGAUGUAGAUGAUAAAUGAAGUUGUACAACAUACUCUCUUACUUUUCGCUGAAAUAUUUUUCCUCAGUUAAUUUUGUAUGUAAAAUUUUGUUGAAAUUUAGUAAUGAUCUCUAUCUUUUUUGUAG
Molecule: messenger RNA, 2189 nt
Organism: Ciona intestinalis (vase tunicate)
Lineage: Eukaryota; Metazoa; Chordata; Ascidiacea; Phlebobranchia; Cionidae
Product: zinc finger HIT domain-containing protein 1
Biological process (GO): chromatin remodeling
Source: RefSeq, a predicted model, not a curated record